This is a messenger RNA of Suillus clintonianus, 1035 nucleotides long. RefSeq lists its product as uncharacterized. The transcript is spliced from 7 exons. Bases 1 to 1035 code for a protein of 344 amino acids. NCBI's taxonomy places the organism in Eukaryota, Fungi, Basidiomycota, Agaricomycetes, Boletales, Suillaceae. The record is from RefSeq and is a predicted model, not a curated record.
AUGUCCCACGGCCGCACGUUUGAAUCCAUCGUGAAAACGAUAACAUUAAUCCAGGGCUCGUACUCCAUUACUCCUUCUAUUGCAUCUAUGCCGGGGAACAUAAAUGCCUCAUCCACCUCCCGAUCAGACAUCAUGUUUAGCUUGGAGCCACUUACUUGGCGGUGUUGCGGAAUUCUAGUCACGCUGGCAGACGUGCUGCAGCCUGUCCUGGCGAAAGAAAUCGCGGCGACUCUCCAAACUCCAAGGAAAGCACAGCGUCCCCAGGGGAAGGUCUAUCGAAGGACGAAGGGAAGGCUGCAGACCCGAGGAAUUGGGGGUAAUGUCGAGUUAGGGGAUGAGGAAGUGGAUCUAGACGCCCAGCGCGAAGCACUAGAGUCCUUUCGCAUCACUCAGGGCAGGGAAUCGGAGUCGGACGACCAGCGUGAGUCCUCCGCCGACCCACGAGGGGACGCCAGCGGUGUAAUCGGACUGCUGGAUGAAUCCUUCGCCGACGCCGCAAGUGAAUCGACGAUGGAGGGCGCGAGUUACAUGUCCCGUGUCAAAGCAGAAGCUGCGAAAGAGCGGUCAAGAGAAGAAUCACCGAGCGGCAGCAGACCUUCGGAGAUGCAACUCCCCAAAGAAGGAGAAGGAGAAGAGGAAAAGAGACAGACAACUCACAAUCAUAACAAGAGCCUGAAGAAAUGCCCCAACGUCCGCGUGCAAGCCAGGACCAAUGUACAGCAUAGAAGAACAAAGCUUGGCCAAAGCGUGCAUACAGAUGGAGUAGAAAUAGACAUCGGGGAUGUCGUAUGGGGAACAGGUGAAGUACUAGCGGGGUACUUAUGGGGAGGUUUCACUAAGGCAACUUUCGCAGGAUGCUUCGACGAUAAUGAGAAUGUGGGGUCGGAUAAUGCUAUGCGGGGUUGGAGGAAGGUGCAGCGUGGAUGGGAUGCCAGAGUAGGCAUUGCUGCGCCGAAUGUGCAAGAAUGGGUAGGGAUGGGGCGAGCCUAUGGCGGCGCUGAGACGCUGCAAGCUUGCCGAGUAGAUCUGGCGUGA